AUGAGAUUGUGUAAUGUUUGUGAAGAUGAAGCAAGGUAUUAUUUAUCUAUACAUGAUUUCGAUUUUAAAGAAGCACUUCAAGAACAUAAGAGUGAUUUAGAAUGGGAGCGAGAACAUAAUGAGAAAUUGAGCAAAAAGAAGAGAAAGAAGCAAAUUGACAAUUUUUUAGAUGAAAACCCAAGAGUAAUGAACAUUUUAAGAUAUUUAUCAUUUUGCAUUCCAAACAACAUCAAUUCUCGAAAAAAGAACAAGGAUGUAGAAUUAGAUUUGAUUCAGGAUGAUGUGAUAGAAUAUGAUAGUGAUUAUUGA
Naegleria gruberi is the source of this 309-nucleotide messenger RNA. RefSeq lists its product as uncharacterized. Lineage: Eukaryota; Heterolobosea; Eutetramitea; Acrasida; Naegleriidae. Bases 1 to 309 code for a protein of 102 amino acids. The record is from RefSeq and is a predicted model, not a curated record. The transcript has a single exon.